AUGGCCCAGCCCCAGUUCUUCGAGACCAUCUCUAAGUCCUUCGAGGACGUGCCCGUCACGCCAGCAGGCGUUGAGACGGCACCCUUCCUCGAGGCGUCGGAGGGUCUCGUCAAGAUCUUCAACCUCUUCGGAAACCCGGCCUUUAGCGUCGUGCAGAACGACAUUACCGGCAACAUCAACAAAGUCCGCACCUACUUCCUCGCCAACCCCACCGACGCCGACACGCUCGAGAAGCUCCUCGCCCACGACAAGGCGACCCACCCCAAGACCAAGGACCGCGUGGCCACCGACGCGCUCAUGUGGCUCCUCCGCGGACUCAAGUUUACCGCUAUGGGGCUGCGCAUCAACCUCUCCAACGAGGCCGAGGAGCUCAGUGUGUCGUUCACGAAGGGGUACGAGGGGAGCCUUAAGAAGUUCCACGGGAUGAUGGUCCGGCCUGUGUUUUCGCUCGCUAUGAGGGCGUGCCCGUACCGCGCCAGCUUCUACCCCAAGUUCGGGCAGCCGCAGGACGUCGUCAUGGCCAAGCUUGAGGCGUGGCUCAAGGCGCUCGAGGACAUUGUCGACCGCGAGUCCAAGGUCUUCAAGGACGGCGGCUACGGCGAGAUCUAA
Cutaneotrichosporon cavernicola is the source of this 609-nucleotide messenger RNA. RefSeq lists its product as uncharacterized. The transcript has 4 exons. Lineage: Eukaryota; Fungi; Basidiomycota; Tremellomycetes; Trichosporonales; Trichosporonaceae. Gene Ontology annotation, molecular function: lipid transfer activity. The record is from RefSeq and is a predicted model, not a curated record. The coding region runs from base 1 to 609 and encodes 202 amino acids. Gene Ontology annotation, cellular component: cytoplasm. Gene Ontology annotation, biological process: intermembrane lipid transfer.